Molecule: messenger RNA, 4987 nt
Organism: Schistocerca gregaria
Lineage: Eukaryota; Metazoa; Arthropoda; Insecta; Orthoptera; Acrididae
Exons: 3
Coding region: 3-575 (190 amino acids)
Source: RefSeq, a predicted model, not a curated record
CAAUGAUGAAGAGUUUGGUGGUCGCCCUGCUGUUGGCUGUUUCAGGAUCCGUGGCGCAGUAUCCGCGGUACGAAGAGGUUGUGCGUAACCCCAAGGACCCCGACUUACUCUACGGCUCCAAGUCAGGACCUCACAACGAGACGUGGUAUUUCAAGAAUUCUGGAUUCAACCUGACGUCCAUCGUUAUUCCGUCGCAAGUCAACGUCUGCAGUCCAGGCACAUCGACCAAUGUAACGUACGAGGAAGCGGUUGAUCUUUUCCUGUACGAGACGAAACUCGACAGCACUACGUCCAGGGUGCAGACGUACUUGAAAGCGUCCGGUUCCUUCAGUGGCAUUGUCAGCUACGGGCAGGAGCUGGACAUCCCGCUGUGGAAUGCAACGAUCAACGGCGCACCGCUUAUCCACUCUUACAUCUCCGACGUCCACGGUCACAAGUACACUCUCAAAAUCGUGUUCAAGACGUCCGGCAUUUACCCGUGGUACACAACAAGGAUCCUCUCCACCUUUUCCCCCAUCCAUACAUUGACGAACGGAGUUGGAAUUGCUAUCGGACUGUCGUACAUUAUUCCUUAAGAGGUUGUGCCACAUCAUCCCACCAGCCGGCCGCGGUGGCUAGGCGGUUCUAGGCGCUCCAGUCCGGAACCGUGCUGCUGCAGGUUCGAAUCCUGCCUCGGGCAUGGAUGUGGGUGAUGUCCUUAGGUUUAAGCAGUUCUAAGUCUAGGGGACUGAUGACCUCAGAUGUUGAGUCCCAUAGUGCUCAGAGCCAUUCAGCCCACCGCCGUUGUUUGAAAGGAGACUCUUCCCUCGUGCUGGCUUGAAGACUUCGUAUUUCGUGCUGUUGCUGUGGUUCAUGCUUCAGACAAUAUGGCAGCUGACUCGCUGCUCAAAGAAAACGGCCGUAAAACGUUUGCUGUCUAGGUUUGCAUCUCAGCUAAAAUUUAUCAGAAAUAUUUGCUAAUACAAUGACACUAAGAUGAGGACACAAAAAAGCAAACAUUGUUCGACCGUUUUCUCUGAGCAGCGAGUCAGCUGACCGUAUUGUUUCAAGUAGGAAACUCAAAGUGAACUUCAUUUGGAAUAUGAAGUUAUGUUGUUAGAUUUCAUCGCUAGUUAUAUUACGUAUUGCACUAAAAACUUGUUUCGAAAAAUUCUAAUUUUAUGGUAGAAGAGUCAAUCAACAGGAAGGUGCUUCGAAGUGAAGAAUAAGCACACAACCAGUUACAACAAAGGUGUUUGCUGAAUAUGAUAGUACGUACACUUCACUAUACUUCUACAAUGGAUCCUAAACAUCAACAAACUGCCCGUGAAAGCUGCAGUCGUUGCUGAGAUAUUUGCGUGGGUUGGAGCCAUAUUCAUUACACCGUCGUAACAAAAAUUUGCCUCUUUUAAGUACAAGCGGAGUGUGACAACUAUUUAUUUACAACGGCUUUAGACUCACGACAAACCUGCCAUCUAAUUAAAUCUAUAGUGAAUGGUAAAAUAAUACGAAAUUUCAUAUAAUAAAUACGACUGAAGCGAAUAAUCUGCAAUUGCUACUUCGCAACAUGUUGAGGUAAACUGUGAUACGCAUUCAUCAGGAAGGAUUUAGACGAUACUUACAGAUGAGGUGCUGAACGGGUGUCUCUUUAUGUUUCUACAAAUGCUAGAUAGCCGUAAACAAGUGAAAAUUCGAUAGUAUACCGACUUUGGAAUGAUCUAUAUGGCAAUAUCAGAUAAAUUAAUUACAGCUGCAGCUUAAAAAGACAGCUAAUGACCUAACCAUUACAACCAAGUACCCUCCUUUUUCAAAGUUCCUAGCUGGGGCAGCCUACCUGAACUUCCUGUUCUUAGAGCUCAUUACGUCCUGCUGUUCAGUUUUGUAUUCUUACUGAUGAUUGCUGUUGUACAUUCUCUUCUAACCACUAGUAUUAUUACUUUUUUUUACUGUUGGUAGUAGUAUUGGUAUAUAUUAUUAAUUUCAAGACUGUACAGAUAACUCAAAAUGGCCUUAGAUACACGCAGAACCAUCCUUCCACCUCUGUGAUUACCGUUAUUAUUAAUAAUAUUAUUAUUUAUAACAUUUUAAUUAUUAUUAUCAUUGAACUAUCAUAAAAUGUACUAUAUGUGAAAUCCUAGUCUGAUAAAUAGAAAAAUUUUAUGAGAUUAGCGUUUCGAUACCGUUACAUUCCUUAAAUGCAUGAAACUAAAUGAAAUUGAAGGGACACAUGAAAUCAGGGAAGAGCUGUGAAAGAUAUUGAAGGUGUGUAUUGCGAUUCUGGCACCUAUACACAUACCAGUUCUAGAAUAGGCUGCUGUUCCAGUGUUUGAGAUACUUAUGAGAUAUGGCAUAUAAGACACUGCAUAUCAUGAUUAAAACAAUGAACUUGAAAGAGAAGACAUGUCAUUUCGAAAAUCUUGUACACAUUUUCUCUGCGUUAUUCACAACAGCUAUUUGUUGUGUAAUAGGGGAGCAGUGCCUUGCUUUAUCUUUGAUCUCUGAAUAGAGCUAACAUAAUAACAAGGUUGUUUCUUCACUGUUUUCAGACGUAAUGGAGUUUCAUUACGCUCUACAUUGUUUCUUCUAUUUGGACGAAGGUGCCUUCUAUCACUAAUACGUGUCAUCUCCGAUUCUUCAAAUGUGUUUACUGCGGUCGUCCUCAGACACUGCCACAACAAUCAUCACCGAUGAUUUUCCCGAUAUAUGUGAAAAACAUAUGCAAUACCUGCACAAACAACACGUAAACUCAGUGGUAAGUAUUACAACUCCUAAAUAAGAUCAGAACCAAUAACGAUAUCUAGGCGUUUCUGAGAAACUAAACUACUCUUGGAAAGAUAUUUCCUCUUCUAUUUCUGCUAUUUUAUAAUCUGAUGUUCAUUUGAAUAUUACAUUUCAUGCAUCAACGGCAUAUCUAAAUUUGACUGGAAAUGUUCCUCUUUCCUUUGUUUACUAAACAGCAGUCAGUCUCCAUGUCUAACGUUAGCACUAUGUUUGCGCUUGUCACAUUAAUUGUUAUUAUUCGUUCGAACUGUAUGGGCACCUGUCUUGCAUACCCUUUAGAUUUGCCCUAAAAUGUUAAUUUCGCUGAACCUUUGACCAGCACAUCGCUCGACAUGUUGUCAGUAAACAAAAUCGUCGGCCUUCCCAUUUUGGAGCAAUGGAUAACCACUGAUCUACACUCAAUAGUGUUCAAGUAAUUCAUUUAGUUUUGCAAAUUUCUUAAUACAGUCCUUGGGAGUUUUCCUUACUGCUUGCCGUAUCCUAGCUUGAAACGUUUCAUGAUCUUGGACAUUAAAACAGAUUUUUGCCUUCCAGUCCUUAUCCUACUUUGCAAGGAGAAUAGCUUGGUAAAGACUUCUUCUCAAAGACUUCGAUCCUAGCGAGCCUCUGUCGCUCAACAUUCACGUUUGAGAAGCGACAAUCGGAGAAAUUUAAACAACAAUGGUUAUCUGAUAAGGGCGACAGAUUUAAAUGCAAAGGUCGGUAACAACACAUGGCAAAUGUUAUUGGUUCUGAAAGGGAAAUAAAUGUGUCAUUAAUCAUAAUGAAUAUAAACAGAAGUGAUUCUUAUUAAAUAAUGAGUUAAGGCUAACGAACAUUUUCUUCAGGCAUAAAAAGAUCCACAGAUACACCUGGGCAGCUAUAGGUUCUGCCAAAACUGUAUGCUACGUGAUAUAAAAUAAGAAGACUUGAUUUCUGAUGCAAGACACAGAAGUAUUCAGAGAUCCAGAUGUUCUUUAGACCAUGUCUCUUUAGUCUGAAGAAUAAAACUGCUUAAAUUAUGGAAUACAACUUCUAAACAGAAACAAAAUAAUGAUAAUACAACAAGGAAAGUGCAUCCGAAUCGAGAAGAGAGCAUCCAAUUAUUAUAUAUUAGUUAAAAUUGAGAAGUACAUAAGUUUAAAUUUAAAAGUGGAUAAUAUCAAACAGGAACGGAAUAAUAUAAAUGAAGCACUAAUUAAUGCAGCAAAGAAAGAAAAGUGUUUCCAAAAGUGAUCUGAGACUAAAUUAUAAAAGAAUAUCAGCUCUAGCAGAAACGAAAGUCAGUUAAGCUAAAAACAAUAGUUGGGAAAAUGUAUGUUACAGAUAUCGAACAUUAUGUAACGGGAAGACAAAAGAAAGCGUACAAAAUAAUGAAACAUUUAAACAAAGAUAAGGACAAUCUAUAAAUAAACACAAUAUCUGAAACUAGUUGGUAACAAUACUGUAGGAGUCUGGACAAAAGUUCAAGACAGUCAGAGGUUUCUGGUUGAAGCAGAGAGGAACUAUAGGAUGCAUUAAAUUGUAGGAGGAAUGGGAAGCCACCAGGAUAUGCUAAAAUCAAUUUGGAACUGAUGAAAUAUGCACCAAAUAUUUGAAAAAUAUUGAUACCCAGUUUUUUCGUAAGAAGUACUUUAUGCUAAUUGCAUAAUGUAGUUCUUUAAAUGAAAUAAACGUAUUAUCAGACUAUUAUUAAUAAACAUCGUCACUGGAGUUCGCUACAAUGCACAGUGUUAAUAUAUCACUGACUAGGAUUGAACUCCCGAGGCUCCUCCGGUAAAGUAAACUACGUCUUUCGACAAGCAAUUAAUUAUUAGCAUGACAUGUUUACAAUACUCAAUUUUAUCAGUGACUGAAAAAGUGGUUAUAUACCCGAAUAGUGGAAUAUGGGCCAGAUUUACCAGAAAGGAAAUAGUUAAGAACGUUAGAACUAAAGCGUUAUUGGCCUGCGAAAUACAUGUUAGAAAUCGUAUGCUAAUUUUAACAAAACGCUGUCAUCAGAUGCUUAUCUUUAUUAUCACUAAGGAACAUCAUUCGCUCACCAUAUAUUCACUAUGACUCAAUUGGAAAUUGAAAUGCCUCUUGACAGAGCGUAGGAAACGAUGCGGGAGGCCCGCACCGCCGUACCGGGCAAGGUCCUACUGGACGUGGUUUGCCGUUGCCUUCCUCCGACCGUAACGGGGAUGAAUGAUGAUGACGAAGAAAAAAGGUGAAAAUCCCUGACCCCGCUGGGAAUGAAGCCCGGAAA